AUGCAUUCGAAGAAACCAAAAUCACCCAUCGUUUCCGCCGCAGACGGCCCAAGUACGACACAGAAAUCUGCCAAGAUAGCUAAGCGAUGGGACGGACGGAAUGGGCUGGGCGUCUAUAUCGAGAGCCCGGAGACGAACCCGGAGAACAAGAUACUGGAGUAUGACGAUGACUUUGUCGUGAUAACCGACAAGUACCCCAAGGCGAGGUAUGUGCCCAUGGUAUUGGACAACUGA
Alternaria hordeiaustralica is the source of this 234-nucleotide messenger RNA. RefSeq lists its product as uncharacterized. Bases 1 to 234 code for a protein of 77 amino acids. Lineage: Eukaryota; Fungi; Ascomycota; Dothideomycetes; Pleosporales; Pleosporaceae. The transcript is spliced from 2 exons. The record is from RefSeq and is a predicted model, not a curated record.